Nerophis ophidion (straightnose pipefish) is the source of this 2333-nucleotide messenger RNA. RefSeq names its product NADPH oxidase 1 (gene nox1). The transcript has 13 exons. The coding region runs from base 115 to 1815 and encodes 566 amino acids. Gene Ontology annotation, cellular component: plasma membrane; NADPH oxidase complex. Gene Ontology annotation, molecular function: superoxide-generating NAD(P)H oxidase activity. Lineage: Eukaryota; Metazoa; Chordata; Actinopteri; Syngnathiformes; Syngnathidae. Gene Ontology annotation, biological process: superoxide anion generation; defense response. The record is from RefSeq and is a predicted model, not a curated record.
GUUAGAUAAAACCCACACACAAAUAGGGGAGGAGACUAGAAGCUUUAAAAAGUGCAGAAGUGUUGAGCUGAUGCAUUUGUACUGAAGGUGAUCAUCAUCAUCAUCAUCAUCAUCAUGGCCAACUGGAUUAUUAACAAUGGAGUGACCUUAGUCACACUGGUGGUGUGGAUGGGCAUCAACCUCUUCCUCUUCGUGUGGUUCUACUUCUUCUAUGACCUGGGGGAUCAGUUCUUCUACACGCGACACAUCUUGGGGUCUGCUCUGGCGUGGGCGAGGGCGCCUGCAGCCGUGCUCAACUUCAACUGCCUGCUGAUCCUCCUCCCCGUGUGCCGGAACCUUCUGUCCCUCAUCAGAGGCUCUCUUGUGUGUUGCAGUCGGAGUUUGAGGAAGCAGCUGGACAAAAACAUCGACUUCCACAAGCUGGUGGCGUACACCAUCGCCUUGAUGACAGCCGUCCACGUCAUCGCCCACCUCCUCAACAUGGAGUGGUACAACAACAGCAGACGAGGACAAUAUGACGAGCUCAGCACGGCGCUGUCCAACCUGAACGACAGCAGCACCACCACCUACCUCAACCCCUUCAGGAGCACCGACAUAGACCCCCAGCAGAACCCAACUUACGUGGUGUUCACCACCAUCGCCGGCAUCACGGGGGUCAUCAUCACGCUGGCCCUCAUCCUCAUCAUCACCUCCUCCAUGGAGGUCAUCCGCCGCAGCUACUUUGAGGUCUUCUGGUACACGCACCACUUCUUCAUCAUCUUCUUCGCCGGUCUGGUCAUCCACGGCGCCGGGCGCAUCGUGAGGAGUCAGACCACCACCGACCCGCCGCACAACUUCACCAUUUGCAAAGAUCGCUUUAACGAGUGGGGGCUGAUCCCAGAGUGCCCCGUCCCUCAGUUUGCGGGAGGCUUUCCUCAGACGUGGAUGUGGGUGAUCGGGCCCAUGAUUUUGUACCUGUGCGAGCGCCUGCUUCGUCUGGUUCGCUACCUGCAAACGGUCCAUUACAGAAAGAUCGUCAUGAGGCCGUCCAAGGUGCUGGAGCUGCAGCUGGUCAAGAGCGGAUUCAAGAUGGAGGUGGGCCAGUACGUCUUCCUCAACUGCCCGGCCAUCUCGCAGCUGGAGUGGCACCCCUUCACCAUGACCUCGGCCCCCGAGGAGGACUUCUUCAGCGUCCACAUCCGCUCGGCCGGGGACUGGACUGAAAAACUCAUCAGCAUCAUGGAGCAGCUCCCAGAGGGGGUGCAGGGGCCCAAGAUGGGCGUAGACGGUCCCUUCGGUACCGCCAGCGAGGACGUGUUCACCUACGAGGUCAGCAUGCUGGUCGGCGCCGGCAUCGGAGUCACGCCCUUCGCCUCCAUCCUCAAGUCUAUCUGGUACAAGUUCAAGGAGUCCAACCCCAAGCUGCGCACCAGGAAGAUCUACUUUUAUUGGCUCUGCCGCGAAACUCAUGCCUUCGAGUGGUUCGCCGACCUCCUGCAGGUGCUGGAGAGGGAGAUGGAGGAGAGGGGCAUCGGGGAUUUCCUGACCUACAAGCUCUUUCUAACCGGCUGGGAUCAAAGCCAUGCCAAUCAUGCCAUGGUGCACUUUGACAAGGAGACCGACGUGGUGACCGGCCUCAAACAGAAAACUCAUUACGGAAGACCCAACUGGGACAAGGAGUUUGAAGAAGUCCGCAAAGAGAACCCCUCGGCUGUGGUGGGAACCUUCUUGUGCGGCCCCGUCGCUCUGGCUAAAGUUUUGGUGAAGAAAUGCAUCAAAUACUCUGACAUGGAUCCCCGCAAGACCAAGUUCUACUUCAACAAAGAGAACUUCUAAACAACAAGGUCCUUAUGCAAGACCUGUUGGUGGAAUGUUGCUCAACGCUAAUUACGAGGAGCAGCAGAUGAUGACAGCAUUGCACGCCAACCAACAUCCGGGUCGGACCGGAUUAGUCCUAGAAGUGUGUGUCUUCCCAAAUACACACAAACCUUUAACAACAACAACAACGCAGGGUGUGUUGCUCUUCCUUCUAGGACUUGUCCUGUCCCACCCAGGGGGGCCGGUGUGUAUGGUCCACAAGUUUAGUUUUUUUUAAUCGGCCUAAAAAUGACAUUAAAAAAAGGACAAACUACAACAACACAAAGCUGAGAUCCAGGCUGCUUCUUCUUGAAUAUACUUGAGGUUUAGCAUAUCAUGACCUGCAUUGGAUUGGUUUUAGUCUCUGCUUUGAACUUCUUCCAUUGACUCUCUUUGUUUAUUUUGUGUUACAUUUGUUAAUAUACAUCAUUUUCCAUUGUUCCAACUUUAAAGUCAACAAUGUAAAUAAACAUCAGCACUUUUACUGUACAAAAAUA